Meriones unguiculatus (Mongolian gerbil) is the source of this 1998-nucleotide messenger RNA. It is a transcript of the gene B3glct, whose product is annotated as beta 3-glucosyltransferase. NCBI's taxonomy places the organism in Eukaryota, Metazoa, Chordata, Mammalia, Rodentia, Muridae. The record is from RefSeq and is a predicted model, not a curated record. Gene Ontology annotation, molecular function: acetylglucosaminyltransferase activity. Gene Ontology annotation, cellular component: membrane.
GAGGAGGAGGAGAAGGAGGCGGAGGAGGACGAGGAGGACGAGGAGGAAGAGGAGAAGGAGGAGGAGGAGAAGGAGGAGGAGGAGGAGAAGGAGGCGGAGGGGGAGGAGGAGGAGGAGGAGCGGAAGGAAGAGGGAGGAUCAGGCACGAAGCAGCGUCCGCUCGGCUCCACCCCCGGGGAAGGCGCGCAGCGUCCUCCCCCUUCCUCCCUCCUCCCUCUCCUUAUCUCCCUCCUCCUCCUCCCUCCUCCCGCAGCCGGGAUGCCGCGGCCGCCGGCGCUGCUGGCGCUGCUGGCGCUGGCCCUGGCGUGUGAGGCCGUGAAGGAAGACGUGAAGACGUCACAGGGCCCGGAGCAGCGGAGCAGCCGCCUCGGGAAGCCCCGCCUGGAGCUCCGGGACGUCGUGUUCGUCAUCCAGAGUCAGCCCCAGCCUUUCCACGCGCGGAGAGCGGAGCAGCUGAGGGCGGACAUCGAGCAGCAGGCGGGGGCCGGGGCUCCCCCCCGCGUCCUCCUCCUGCACCAGGUGUCCUCGCUGGACGGCGCCUGGACCAUCCUGCCCGUGCUCCCGCGCCUCGCGGCGGCCCACGGGGACGCGUCGUGGAUCUUCUUCUGCGAGGAGGACACGAGGCUGCGGCUCCCGCGGCUGCUGCGCAUGCUCCAGGGCUUCGACCCCGCCCAGGCCUGGUUCCUGGGCAGGGCCCUGCGGGACGAGGACUCCACCAUCAUCCACCACUACGCCUUCGCCGAGGACCCCGCGGCCUUCGCCUACCCCGACUUCGCCGCCGGCUGGGCGCUCAGCCUGCCGCUGGCCCGGAGGCUCACGGCGAGGCUGAAGCAGGAGCCGCUCAAGUCGGACUUCACCAUCGACCUGAAGCACGAGAUCGCCCUGUACAUCUGGGGGGGCCGGGGCCCGGCCCUCACCCACGUGCCCGAGCUCUGCGCCCAGGACGAGGGCCCCCACUGCGCGAGCACCGCCCACACGCGCCUGCCGCUCUGCGGCUCCCCGGUGGAGAAGGAGGAGGUUUUCGUCGCCGUGAAGACGUGCAAGAAGUUCCACGCCGACAGGAUCCCCGUGGUGAAGAAGACCUGGGCAGCCCAGGCUAGCCUCAUCGAGUACUACAGCGACGUGGCCGAGGCCCCCAUCCCCACCGUGGACCUGGGGGUCCCCAACACGGACCGAGGCCACUGCGCCAAGACCUUCGCCAUCCUGCAGAGGUUCCUCAACCGCACGCGGCCCGCCGUGGCCUGGCUGCUGGUGGCCGACGACGACACGCUCAUCAGCGUGUCCCGGCUCCGGCGCCUGCUGAGCUGCUACGACCCCGCGGAGCCCGUGGUCCUGGGCGAGCGCUACGGCUACGGGCUGGGCGCGGGCGGCUACAGCUACGUCACCGGAGGGGGCGGCAUGGUGUUCAGCCGCGAGGCCGUGCACAGGCUCCUGGCCAGCGGCUGCCGCUGCCACAGCCCCGACGCCCCCGACGACAUGGUCCUGGGCCUGUGCUUCAGCGGCCUCGGCGUCGCCGUGACCCACAGCCCGCUCUUCCACCAGGCCCGGCCCCUCGACUACCCCCGCGGCCUCCUGGCCCGGCAGACGCCCGUGUCCUUCCACAAGCACCGGGACCUGGACCCCGUCCGCGCCUUCCGCGCGUGGCUGCUCGACCCGGGGGAGGACGGGGAGGGGGAGGACGGGGAGGGGGAGGGCGGCGGGGGCGCCCCAGGGACGAGCUGUAGGGGGCGGGGGUGGGGGACCCCAAUAAACCCUCGUUUCACCGACAAGGCAGCUGAAUCCCCCUCCCCGGAGGUCGCGGGGUGGGCGGGUCCUCCCGCCCAUCAGGGAAAGUGCAUCGGGGCGGGCGGCCAGGCGAGUGCUCCCGUGUGCCAGCGGAGUCCUCUUUUCUCCUCUCCCUCACCCUCCCCGGCCUCCGGGUCCAGGCCGUUCUCCACUGUAAACCUCCAGCCACCUCGCUUCGAGGACGCGCCGGUUCGGGACCAGGCUGGGCCCUGA